UUAGUGGGCUACGUAGGGGUUCUAAUCUAACAAUGCUGACAUCGGCAUCGACAUGGCUUCUUGAGCACGCCAGUGCAAGCCGACGGGUCGUAGCACCAUGGCGGUGGGCUUAUUGCUCUGCAUUGCUUGGUAUUACACCAUUCUUGCUGGAUUCUUCAUUCUUUAUUGUCCUGUUAUGUACCUGAUGUUUUUUAGUCACAAAUUAUACAGAAAGUUUGUUGAUUUAUUAUUUUCUUUGUGGGAAUUGUAUCCUGUGGCGCUGUUUCAAUGUUGUUGUGAUACUCAAUUGCACCACUUUGGUGAUUUUGUGAAACCGGACGAAAAGACUAUAAUUGUAAUGAAUCAUCGCACAAGAGUUGAUUGGAACUAUGUUUGGAUAGCUCUGUACCAUGCAACGCAAAACCCUUCAGGCGAAUUGUGCUCUUGUAAACAAACUGUUCAAAAUCUCAGUGAAUCUAAUAGCAUAUUGGAUCUCGGAGGCAAAUCAAAAAUCAAAUUUGUUUUGAAGGAUGAAAUCAAAAAUAUUCCUGGCAUGGGUUGGAUUAUGCAGUUAAACUUUUUCCUCUACGUAAAGAGAAAUUGGCGCGAGGAUCAAAUAAACCUUUCACAGUUUGUGGAUUACUAUCAGAAGCUGAAUUAUGACUGCAGGCUGGUUCUAUUCCCUGAAGGAACGGACUUGAGUGAGGAGAACCGCCGUCGUAGUGAUAAAUAUGCACAGGCUAAUAACAUACAGCGUUACGAAUACGUCUUGCAUCCACGAACAACUGGUUGGGUAGCAUUAUGUUCCCGAUUGCGAGAGUCAGGCCUGGCCUCAGUAUAUGACGUCACAGUGGCGUAUGACACUCCAGCGCAGACUGAGAUGGAUUUAGUGCGAGGGAAAAUACCGAAAAAUGUGUAUUUUUAUUUUAAAAGGUACUCGAUAGAUAAGUUACCUCAAGACGACACAGCACUUAAAAUCUGGCUCGAGGCCCGUUGGCGCGAUAAGGAGCAAAGUUUGAGAAAAUUUCACAACGAUGGUAAUUUCAUCGACCCACAAACCAACAACACACCACAACAUCGAUCUCCAAGAUCCCUUUUAACAGCAAAAGCAGGAUUCCUAUUCUGGACCAUUGUCGAUAUACUUUUCUUUUAUUUUUUAUGCAAUAGCGUCACAUUUCAAUUCUGGGUUAUAUACCAUAGUUUACUGUUCAUAUUUAUUACAUGGUACUUCGGUGGUUUCCAUAACAUUCAAUAUAAACUCUUAGAAAAAUUAAUUAUGUAAAAAUAUUUAGAAGGUAGAUUUUUUUUAUGAUCUCGUCGAAGAUUUUAGUCGCAAGUUUGAAGUAGAACUGAGCUGAUCACCUCUGCCGUAUGUCGGACGAGCGGUGGGUAAAACUCACCGCUGAGUGAAGCCCACUCAACAUCCACAGACGUCGCGGCAGGCCCAAAAGAAGAUGGUGGGACGAAUUUGACAUCUAUGACAAGAAAAGCUUUAAACAGAAAGGAGUGGAAGGAGGGUAGGGAGGCCUUUGCCCUGCAGUGGGAUGAUCAUGGCUGAAACCUAAAUCUAAAUCUAGUAAAUAAUUUAGAAGUUCGUUGUCACGACUGUGAGUUCUCAUCAAUGCCAAAUUAAUACGUAGCUGCUUAAUGUGAUAAAGAUUAAAGAUAUUGUUUAUCUAUAGCAUAAUUAAUUUUAUUGCAAUAAAUAUCUCGAUAUAAAUUAAAAUUAUUAUAAGCUUAUUGAUAACUGUGUUUAUAUGUAUUAUAUAAUAAAUGCUUCAAGUGUUCUUUACAAUUGUUUGGAAAUAAAUUGUACAGUCGCGUCGGUUA
This is a messenger RNA of Spodoptera frugiperda (fall armyworm), 1809 nucleotides long. RefSeq names its product lysocardiolipin acyltransferase 1. Gene Ontology annotation, molecular function: acyltransferase activity. Gene Ontology annotation, cellular component: endomembrane system. NCBI's taxonomy places the organism in Eukaryota, Metazoa, Arthropoda, Insecta, Lepidoptera, Noctuidae. Bases 98 to 1261 code for a protein of 387 amino acids. The record is from RefSeq and is a predicted model, not a curated record. The transcript is spliced from 7 exons.